Molecule: messenger RNA, 2748 nt
Organism: Asterias rubens (European starfish)
Lineage: Eukaryota; Metazoa; Echinodermata; Asteroidea; Forcipulatida; Asteriidae
Product: manganese-dependent ADP-ribose/CDP-alcohol diphosphatase-like
Exons: 2
Coding region: 1160-2203 (347 amino acids)
Molecular function (GO): ADP-ribose diphosphatase activity; 2',3'-cyclic-nucleotide 2'-phosphodiesterase activity; CDP-glycerol diphosphatase activity
Source: RefSeq, a predicted model, not a curated record
UCGGUCGCUCUCAGCAUGGAGGAAUAAUUUAUUCCUCCAUGCUCUCAGUACUCCUUUUUUGGAAUUUUGUCAUUAUGGGUCACGCUGUAGGCCUACUCUUUUUUUCAAAAAUUUUUCAUUCCAUCGGUUUGUAUACAUGGAUGUAGCUAGAAGCAUGACCGAUAAUGUAAAAAAAUUGUUUUAAAGGAAUACAGCGCUCCAGUUACUGGGUCUUAUCGCAACUAUAGUAUUUAUUGCAUCAUUCAAAUGAAAAGUGAUAAAUCACUCAAUGUUUUAUUUAUUAAUUCGGGUUUUCAUGCUACUUAUCAUUUAGACCCAGAAACUGGGUAGCUGUACUUUUUUUGAAAAUUGUCAUUAUUGAAGUCUAAGAAAUUAGGACCUAAAUCCUUCAGUUUUCAGUUGUGUAUUUUUUUUAAAUAAAGUACCAAUUUUCAGAGAUCCAAGUAUUUGGUCUUCGGCUGUUGGACUCGGUCUUCAGAAUCAGAAUACCUAAGACUCUCACACUUGUUAGCCCAAGUACUCCUAGUCAUACAGUACUUGAGAACUACUUAGCCAUCCAACUACACUGCUGCAGUACUUGAUUCUCGACUGAAAGUACUUAUAAUGUAUCAACAUUGGUUUCUGGUAUGACUUCAGUGAAUGGGGUCAUUUGUAUGUUUUGUCAGCACGCUAGCAGUAUACAAACAAUACAAGCAUAGAAAAAAUGUAUUUAAAGAACCAUCAUUAAUCCAUCCAAAGUUGAAAUAAGGUCAAUGUUAAAAUGGCUUAUCUGCUUCCAAAUUCCAUUCUUCCAUCAACAACAAAGAAACGAUUUCUUCUGGUUGUUCACGUAUGACAUUUUGCAUUUUGACCUCAAGUGCAAAGCUAUCUCAACUCAAACAGGAUUUGAACAUUUUGUCCUGGUGCACGGAAGCCAUGGGGCAAACUUUCAGGCAAUGGGAGUCUUUCUUUGAUCUCGGUGAAAGCACUGUUUUUAAAGCUUGUGUCAUGAUGAGCAUACAAAUUUGCUAAUGCACAGAAUGGUAUUUAAUCACAUUAAAUUUACAUUGUUGUGACUGGUGCCCCAAACUGUCAAGCAGUAUUUUACUGCUUUAUACAUUUUGGCCCUUUUCUGUUCUGUAUUAUUUUAUUGUUACAUGUACCCACUUUUGUUUGUGCUAUGCAGGUAUCCAGAAUGGAAGCCAAGGAGCAAACCUGCUUGUUCUCAUUCGGACUGAUCGCAGACAUCCAAUAUGCAGACGUAGACAACCGUCCGAAUUUCAGGCAGAAUUGUGUUAGAUAUUACCGUAAUUCCUUAGAGCUCCUAAAAGAAGCAGUUCGACAUUGGAGCGGAGAUAGUUGUGCUAGUAAACCAAGUUUUGUGAUGCAACUUGGGGACAUCAUUGAUGGUAUUAACAAAAGAGGCGGCAAGAAACAAUCAUUUCAAGCUCUGAAUGUUGUUAUAAAUGAGUUUGACAAGGCUGGUUGUGAUACACAUCACAUUCUUGGCAACCAUGAGUUUUAUAACUUCACAAGAGCUGAGAUUGCAAGUAGUCGACUUCUGUCGGGGAUCAAUUUUGAGACAACCGAAGUUGACACCACUUGUAGUUGUAUCUCAGAGUUGAUUCCCGCAACAGCAGAAGUCCCCCCUGCAGCAUAUUACCACUUCAGUCCGUGUCCAGGGUUUCGUUGUGUUGUCCUUGACACGUAUGACGUGAGUACCUUAGGACAUGACAAGUCUUGUUCCAUUCACCAGGACUCGAUGAAUCUUUUACGCUCGGUCAACAAGAACGAAUGCCUGAACUCGCCCGAUGGGCUCCAGGGUAUAGACAGAAGAUUCGUGGAGUACAACGGAGGAAUGGGAGAGAGCCAGCUGAGGUGGUUGGAAGGGGUACUUCAAAAAGCAAGCAAUGACCAGGAAAAGGUUAUCAUAUUUGGUCAUGCCCCAUUCCAUCCAACUAUUGAAGUUGAUUGUUGUCUCUGGAACUACAAGGACGUCCUUCAACUCCUGCAUUCUUUCAGCUGUGUAGUGGCGGUCUUCAGCGGCCACGUUCAUUUCUUCUCUCAUAUCGUAGAUGAGAAAGGUAUUCAUGUUGUGACUAUGCCAGGUAUUAUAGAAAUAGCGCCAGGAAGUAAUGGGUUUGGGACGGUUGAGGUAUACCAGGAUAAACUUGUCUUGCAUGGAAAUGGGGAGGUGCGAUCUUGUGUUAUGUCAUUUUCCUGAAAACAAUCGGGGGUCCGAUGUUGUACUUUCUGUCUGAUUUCCUUUUCAUAGUGCUGUUUGAGUGUGUGCCACUCCUACUUGGCCCAAUUUCAUUGCUCUGCUUACUGCCAAAUUCUGCGCUUACAAUCACCAUUCUCUGUUAACAAGCAAGCACCGAAUUUCUGCACUAGUUGUGUAACAGUAGAAUGCCUACAUGUGGUAAUAUGGAGUACGCAUGCGCACAAGCCAAAAUUCCCUACUAACUCGUUGAAAGCGCUUGACUAUCUUAUAAUUCCCUGCUUCCAAGCAGAGCAAUGAAAUUGGGCCCAGGUUACAUCAGCUGUGCGACUCAACUCCAGCUGAAGACAUCUUGGUAAUGGCCCACUGUAAGACAAAUUUUCUUUGAUGCUGUUUUUAACGGAACAAUAAACUCUAAAAACUCCUGGGUAAGAAUUUCAACCGGGUUAAAACACGGGUGAGGCUCCUUGGAGGCCUGUGGUGGAUUUCACAAAGAGUUAAGACUAGUCCUCUCUUGAGUUAGGAGGAGUUACUCGUCUUAACUUAGG